AUGGCGGAACACUUGAAAGCAACUUUUGCCCAGGCGAAAAAGGAUGGCCGCUCUGCCCUUGUGGGCUAUUUCACAGCUGGUUAUCCCACACCUGAAGAAACCCCGGCUAUUAUGCUGGGAAUGCAGGCCGGUGGCGUUGACAUCAUCGAGCUAGGUCUUCCCUUCACCGACCCCAUCGCAGACGGCCCUACAAUUCAACACUCGAAUACUGUCGCUCUUACGAACGGUGUCACUGUCUCUAGCACUCUCCAGUUUGUUCGGGAUGCUCGAAAGCAAGGCUUGCGGGUCCCCGUCCUCUUCAUGGGAUACUACAACCCUCUCCUACGCUAUGGUGAAGAUCGCAUGCUGAAAGAUUGCCGAGAAGCUGGUGUCAAUGGUUUCAUUAUGGUGGAUUUGCCCCCCGAGGAGGCAGUGAGGUUCAGAAACAAUUGCAAAAAGCAGGGUCUGUCAUAUGUGCCUUUGAUUGCCCCAGCGACCUCGGACAAGCGAAUGCAACUCCUGUGCAAGAUUGCAGACUCCUUUAUAUAUGUCGUCUCCAGGAUGGGUGUUACGGGCGCCACAGGGACUCUGAACACAAAGCUUCCCGAAUUACUCGCGAGAGUCAAGCAAUACUCGGGCGGGGUUCCAGCAGCCGUCGGCUUUGGUGUCAGCACCAGAGAGCAUUUCUUGAGUGUAGCCCAAAUCGCCGACGGUGUAGUUAUAGGCAGUCAAAUUGUCACGACACUGGGCAAUGCCAAGGAGGGUGGAGCAGCGAAGGCCGUGGAGGAGUAUUGCUCCCAGAUCACCGGGCGGACGGUUGGGGCAUUCAACGACACGAAUGGAUUGACUCGCGAAGUGGGAAUAGUAGAGACGAUGAACGCUGCCAAGGAACCCAACGCGAGCACCAUCAAUGGAAUCGACGGGCACCCAGUACAAGUGGAUCAGGUCAUCACCGACGAUGAUGUUCCAGACGAGCCAGGUCUUGCUGACCAAUUGGACGCCCUCAAUUCAUCUACAAAUGGUACCACACCCAACCCUAACGCGAUUCCUCAUCGAUUCGGUCAAUUCGGUGGACAAUAUGUCCCUGAAUCACUCAUGGAUUGCUUGGCGGAACUCGAAGAGGGCUUCACUAAAGCAAACAAUGACCCCGAGUUUUGGAAGGAAUUUAAAUCGUACUACCCCUACAUGGGUCGGCCUUCACAUCUUCAUCUCGCAGAAAGGUUGACUGCAGCGGCUGGUGGUGCACAGAUCUAUCUGAAACGAGAAGAUCUUAAUCACACUGGCAGUCACAAGAUCAACAAUGCGAUUGGCCAGAUCCUCAUCGCGAGACGGUUAGGCAAGACCCGAAUCAUUGCUGAGACUGGUGCAGGACAACACGGUGUAGCAACUGCAACAGUGUGUGCCAAAUUCGGCAUGCAGUGCGUUGUUUACAUGGGGGCCGAAGACGUAAGAAGACAAGCAUUGAAUGUCUUCAGAAUGAAAUUACUGGGUGCCAAGGUGGUGGCUGUCGAAGCAGGAUCACGCACUUUGCGGGAUGCAGUGAACGAAGCUUUGCGGGCGUGGGUUGUCGACCUCGACACAACACACUACAUCAUUGGGUCGGCCAUUGGACCUCACCCAUUCCCUACGAUUGUCCGUACUUUCCAGAGCGUGAUUGGACAGGAAACGAAAGAGCAGUUCAAAGCGCUCACUGGUGGCAAACUUCCAGACGCAGUCAUUGCCUGCGUUGGUGGCGGUUCUAAUGCUGUGGGCAUGUUCUAUCCCUUCAGCUCCGAACCAUCCGUGAAAUUGAUCGGAGUUGAAGCCGGUGGUGAGGGUGUAGACACUGAUAAACACUCGGCCACUCUGGGAGGUGGUUCCAUUGGUGUGCUGCACGGUGUGAGGACAUAUGUCCUGCAAAAUGAACACGGCCAGAUCAGUGACACACAUUCGAUCUCCGCCGGUCUUGAUUAUCCUGGUGUUGGGCCGGAGCUCUCGAAUUGGAAGGACAGCGACCGGGCGAUCUUCAUCAACGCGACCGACCCUCAGGCUUUGAUAGGGUUCCGGACCUUGAGUGAGACCGAAGGCAUCAUUCCCGCUCUUGAAUCAAGUCACGCCAUUUACGGUGCGAUGGAGGUCGCCAAGAAGAUGAAGAAGGAAGAGACAAUUGUCAUCUGUCUCAGUGGAAGAGGUGACAAGGAUGUACAAAGUGUUGCGGAUGAGCUGCCUAAACUUGGUCCGGUUAUUGGUUGGGAUCUGCGAUUUUAA
Exophiala aquamarina CBS 119918 is the source of this 2226-nucleotide messenger RNA. RefSeq names its product tryptophan synthase. The record is from RefSeq and is a predicted model, not a curated record. The transcript has 2 exons. Bases 1 to 2226 code for a protein of 741 amino acids. NCBI's taxonomy places the organism in Eukaryota, Fungi, Ascomycota, Eurotiomycetes, Chaetothyriales, Herpotrichiellaceae. Gene Ontology annotation, biological process: L-tryptophan biosynthetic process. Gene Ontology annotation, molecular function: tryptophan synthase activity. Gene Ontology annotation, cellular component: cytoplasm.